This is a messenger RNA of Theobroma cacao (cacao), 5611 nucleotides long. RefSeq lists its product as uncharacterized. NCBI's taxonomy places the organism in Eukaryota, Viridiplantae, Streptophyta, Magnoliopsida, Malvales, Malvaceae. The record is from RefSeq and is a predicted model, not a curated record. Gene Ontology annotation, molecular function: DNA-binding transcription factor activity; sequence-specific DNA binding. Gene Ontology annotation, biological process: regulation of DNA-templated transcription.
GCAAAAGAUAUCAUGGAGCAGAUCUUGCGAAGCAAGUAACAGUUUAGCCACGGUAAGCAGGAUGAGAGCCUUUUUGUUGCGCUGACUUUUGUGUGAAUAGGGAUAGGGAGAGUUUUUGACUUCUGUGCAGAUCCUGUUAUGAGCUGGUUAGGGCGAUUUAGCACUGUUAAUCUCAACUGUGUCUAACAGGGCUAAAUCUUCCUUGUAGGCUCCUCAGAGGGGAACGUUUGCUUUCCUCUGUUUUAUUAAUACCCAUUGAAUAUUCAAAAAAAAAAAAGGUCUCACUUUGAAAUUCAUUCAGCUCUAAGUUGCUAGGUUUGGAAAAGAGCUACAUUCUGAGACCGGGUAACGAUAUGGCAGACAGCCUAGCCAAGGAUGGGGUGGGAAGAGUAGGUGAUCUGUUACGUAUUUAUCCUUAAUGAUGCUGCUUUAUAUGCUGUGAGCUGGCAGGUUCUUUUUUCUGCUCCUUUUGCUUUUAUCUCUAUGAUGUUGAGGAAUUUGAAGCUCCUGGUGAGUUUCCUUCCAUGUGUUCUGUAAAGGUGCUGUUUUUGCUCUUGUGAUCCUAGGCUAGAAAUCAGAUUUAUGCCAGUAAGGAAGGGAAACGGAAAGUCUGUUGUUUCCACUACUUACUGGUAUUCGACCUGAGAUAUUUGGAUUCUUGAUACUUUAUAGGAAAGCUUCUUUCGUAUAGAGCUCUUUGUAAUGGCCGUUUUUUGCAAGCCAGCUCGGCAUCUGACCAUAACACAAAGCCAGAGCCUUUUGUAAGUUCAGGGAUUCCCUGCUUGAUCAAUGAAACUACUCAUUACUUAUUCAAAAGACAAAAGUCUCACUUUGAAGUUUGAAAGCUUCUAACAAGCCUGUUGUAAGGUGGAGUCCGUGGCAGAUAGGCUGAGGACAAACUUUUUCCUGAGAAAUGGAGAGCUUGGUACAGAAGAAUCUUAGAAAGGAACUAAAACGAGGAAUGGAGCUAGCAAGGAAGCUCCAACUGCAUCUCAAAGCUUCAAAAGAAGCUCGUGAACUACACCGACAGAUUCUAUCUUCACAAGGAAAGGCACUUUCAAUGCUUAACCGCAGGACCUUCUCUAUGACCAAGCCACAUUCCAUAGCUCACAGCCCGUCUGCUCACAAUGGAAGUCCCCAUAGUGACGGCUUUGAUCUUGAUUUCCAGCAGCAAGAGUUCAAAGUCAAGGAUGCCUCCAUGAAAAGUGAGACAGCCGAAUCAAAGUCAACAAUAGUUGCAUCGGAAGUGUCUAAAUCCCCAUCUUUUCUUUGUGGAAGCGUCCAGAGUAAGGACUCUGACUACGAUUUCAAGGACAGAGAACUCAAAGUCAAUGAGGUCUCCACCAAAAGGAAGACAAUGUCGAGCUGGACAGAAUUGGUCCCAUCGGAUACGGACCUAGGGCUAGGGGAACCCCUUCCUGAUGGUUACAAUUGGAGGAAACAUGGACAGACAGAUAUUGUUGGAGCAAGAUAUCCAAGAACGUACUACAGGUGCGCACAUCUACUUACUGUAGGCUGUUUGGCUACAAAGCAAGUCCAAAGAGUAGAUGAAAAUCCAAUGAUCUUCAGUGUUACUUACUCUGGAAAGCACACUUGCAAUCUGGCCUCCGAUGUGAUGCCUCCAAGACCACCCCAAAUACUAGCUCAUACGGAUACUGCAUGUGGCGUAGAUGGAAAUGACAAACAAGAUUCAAAAUCUAAUCUUCAGUCAAGUGUAUACAAUCCUCACGAUCAAACUUGCAUUUCAUCAACAGAGCUGAUGAGUGAGCUUCCAACUUUUGGCCUCAACCUGAAUGUGUUUCCCGAGGAAUCAUCUGAGUCAUAUCCAGUGUGGAAAGACUUUCAUGGAUAUCAAGUGAGAAAGAACUGGAAGUUGCUGAACAGGAAGAAGGAUGUGCUACUUCUACUUUCAUCUUAUCCUAUGAUUAUGAUUGACAAAUUUGACUCAGAGAAAUGGAUUACCGAUGUACUGGCAAUCAUGAGAGAUGCAAAAUCAACAGAAAAGAUGUUAUUUGGUGAAAAGGUAGCGGAAUAUUGGGACGUAAUAAUGAGGCUACAUGACCUUUCAGGAAGCUUGCAAAAGUUGCUGAAUGUUCCCUUGAUGAAUGAUAUCGAGGGAGUUUUACCAGGAGACAUAGUCGAGAACCUUUAUAGGCCUGCAGAUGCUGAUUCAAGACCCCUGUUGGAAGUGGAAAAAAUUAUAAUUAGUGGAAAGACAUCAAAAUCUAGAGGUUCACCAAGUCACAGUGAAGGGGCAGCAAUAGAAGCUGAAAAUGAAUUGCAGCCAAUGCCUGCAAGAUGUAAAAUUCAAAUAGAAGAGACUGAGUUGUCAGCCAAAGAAACUGUACCAGAAGAAAUAUUUGACUCUGCAGUUGAUUUAGCUGUUUGUCAGAUCUUAAAAUGUAUAAGCAGAGGAGAUAUCAGGUGCAUUACAAUCAGUGGAAGAGAUAAGAAAAGGGUGAUAGAAGCAAUAAAGCACCACCAAAAUAUAGGUUCCAAGUUUGGAUAUAUCAUUGAAUUUACUGUGGCUGAACAUCAAAUUGUGGCAAAGGUUCAUGGGGUCUUUCACUUACAGAAGGGUUUCUGUCUAGGUAAAUACUCUGAUUCUGUUGAAUAUUCUGACAACUUGUGCUCCCCAGGAAUCUUGUUGCUAAUGGAGGAUGAUUAUAAUAAGAACAUGAACCUCGAUCACUCUACACUCCCAUUUUCGAUAAACAUUAACAAGCUGCUUGACCAGAUACAUAGUGAUUCAAGGUUCAUAAUCUUUACUUCUAAAAUAGCAGCAGACAUGGAGAUCAGAAUGGAGGAUCAUUUGUUGUCGUGGAAAUUGUUUUUUAGGAUUGUGGGUGAAGGUUUCCUUUCUCCUAGUAUCCAACAGAUAGCAGCAUGUAUGGUGAAAGAGUGCCGUGGCAAUCUACUUGCCAUCAUUCUAAUGGCCAGGUCCUUGAAGAAAGUUACUGAUGAUGUCCAAUUGUGGGAACUUGCUGCUCAAAGAUUGACCAUGCUACCUCCAUCUCAGAUAGAAGAUAUAGAUAAUGUCCUGGUUAACACAUUAACAUUCAUUUGGGAACGUAUGAACAAUAAAACAAGACAUUGCAUUAAGCUUUUUACAAGGUAUCCCGAGGGACUGGCAAUCCACAGAAGCUCAGUAAUACAACGUUGGAUCUGGGAUUCUCUGGUUGAUACCUAUGAUGAAGGAACCCAUAUUCUCCAAAGUCUUGUUGAUGCAUUCUUGCUUAAUAUUGUGGAGUUAAAUUGUGUCCAACUGCGAAGAGAGAUCUAUGAUGUAUUAGUAAAGCUACUAAUUCCCCAAAUGCAUCCAUUAUAUCUUAUGCAAGGCGGGUUGAGAUUGAUUAAACCACCAAAAGAAGAGGAAUGGGAUGCCAAAGAGAUCCAUUUGAUGGAUAAUAAAUUAUAUGACCUACCAGAAUCUCCAAAGUGCCCCUCACUAUUUGCAUUGUACCUUCAGAAGAACUUGGAUCUGAUGGCUGUCCCUUCUUGUUUCUUCACGCACAUGCCUCUGCUUCAAAUCCUAGACUUAUCACAUACCAGUAUCAAAUCUUUGCCAGAGUCACUUUCUAGUUUGGUUAAACUUCGAGAACUCCUUUUGAAAGGCUGUGAACUCUUCAUACAACUCCCUAGCCAUGUUGGAAAACUGAAGAAUCUUGAGAAGCUGGACCUUGAUGAAACUCAGAUUAUAGAUCUCCCGGUAGAAAUAGGACAUCUUUCAAAAUUAAAAAUUUUGAGGGUCUCAUUCUACGGAUACGUGAACUGCAGCAAAACAUGGUCGCAGAGAGAUACUAUAAUUCACCCUGGAAUUAUAUCGGGUCUCUCUGAACUAAUUGAAUUAAGCAUUGAUGUUGAUCCAGAUGAUGAACGUUGGAAUGCAACUGUGAAAGCUGUUAUUGAGGAAGCUUGCAACCUGAAAACUUUAAGACAGCUUAAUUUGUACCUGCCAAGCAUUGAAAUUUUGUGGAAACGCAGAACAGGUAGCACAUCAUUGCUCCGUUACCCCUUGCCACGUUUCAGAUUUACUGUUGGUAAUCACAAACAGCAGGUCAUAUCUCGAGUACCAGAAGAAGUUGAAGCUCACUUCAACAAUGGUGACAAAUGCUUGAAGUUUAUCAACGGCAAGGAUAUUCCUAAUGAAAUGAGAACGGUACUCAACCACAGCACAGCUUUUUUCCUGGAAGGUCAUGCUACCGCGAAGAGUUUGUCAGAUUUUGGAAUUAAGAAUACCAGGCGGCUAAAAUUUUGCUUAUUGACAGAAUGUAAUGAAGUCCAAACCAUCAUUGAUUGUGCAGAGUUUUCUGAAGAACAAACUGAUGCGCUUGGAAAUCUACAAGACUUGAAUAUAUAUUACAUGAAGAAUUUGGAGAGCAUUUGGAAGGGGCCUGUUCAUAAGAACUGCCUAGCUAGGCUGAAGUUCCUUGCACUUCAUAAAUGCCCCAGAUUGAGUACCAUUUUCUCACCAGAUUUGGUUGCUAAUCUUGCCAAUUUAGAAGAGCUCAUCGUUGAACACUGCCCUCAACUGACCAGUCUUGUGAGCCUAAUAGGUCAUGCGUCCAGUAACUCAGCACCACAACCAAAUUGCUUUCUUCCAAGCUUGAAGAGAAUAUCACUGCUUUACGUGCCAAAUCUUGUUAGCAUUUCUAGUGGUUUGCGUAUUGCACCAGAACUGGAAAAAAUAGGCUUUUACAAUUGCCCGAAGCUUAAGAGUCUUUCUACGAUGGAAAUGUCAAGUGACCAUUUGAAGGGGAUCAAAGGAGAAAGUCGCUGGUGGGAAGCAUUGGAGUGGAAGAACUCAGAGUGGGGGAACCGGCUGGAUUAUCUGCAUAGUAUCUUUUCCCCACUUCUUAAGGAGAGAGAUGUGAAGGCUCAAUUGGUGGAAGAGGGAAUUAUGCACCAUGCUUCAACUUGAACAAGGAGAGAGAUGUAAGGGCACUGGGGAAUAGCCAGGUGAUUUCUUUUGAAUUAAGAGAGUGUCCUCUAUAUGUCAUGCAAGUAGUACUAGUAAAUAAACAGAUAAUGGGCUUAAAAAUGGAGGAUGAACAAUUCACGAAGAGCUAAUGUCUGAUUCCCCCAACCCUCCCCAAAAGAAAAAAUCAACAAAAACAAUAAGAAGAACCACUGGGCACUUUUGUCCUUUUGUUUUUUGUCAGAGUUCUCUAUGUUUUACAGACUAUAGUUCCCAUUGUCCAUGAUUAAGUGAUUGGUCCUGGACAAAACUGUAUUUCCAGGAGUCCAGAAGCUAAAUGUGGAACCAUGACAAUUUACUGCCUAAGGACAUGCUGAAGGUCAAAGCCUCACCAACAUGGGUUAUGGUUUAUUUUCUCUGAUUGGGCAUCUGCAGGCGUAGCUUGCUGGGAGUGCAUAAACCUUUUCUUCCUGAUAUAAAACCUUUUAUUGGAUUUAGAGAGAUACAUUUCCAACAUGGAUAUCAUCACGGUAGGGGUUCAAUGCCAGAACAUUUGGAGGUAUUUCAAAAAUAAGUUGUUUGCUAUAAUCCUAGUCAAGUUUUAUUCUGAUUAUGUCGAAAUUGUGUUUUUAGUAAAUACCUACAACUGCAGCAGCAGUUGGAAAUAAAGAGCUUUUGCAUUAUUUUGUUUUC